CCUUUAUCUUGUCGUCCAGAGACAACCCACUAUCCUCUUAAUUGCUCUCUCUCUCUCUUUCGCUUCUUUGAUCGAGUGAUUCCUGGGUCCUGCUUACUCAUAGGUUGACUCGCUCGGGUAGUAUGCGGCAAUUUUCUAUCCACCAUGCUUUGCUAGUAUGGUUUAUCGCAUCAUUGAGUCUGCCAUGGACGGCCGCUUGGAACACGCCGUUGGCGGUUCGACCAGGUAUCAGUCGGCAGUUCCUCUCGUCGCGGCCGAGCCUUGCACUCUUUUUGUCGGAUUCCCAAAAGAGUAGUAGGGAUUCUUCUCAACCGGAAUCAGGCGCAAACGACAGUGACAGUGAACAAGCGGAGCGGACUAGUUUCGAUGAUGCCGGACGCUCCUUAAUUGAAGAACAAGACCAGGAACGAAUGGACCAAAUGGGGGAUUUCGAUUCCAAUCCGGAGUACCAAACGGACAAUAUUGAAAAAAUGCGAGCGGCAAUUCGGGCACGAACGGAAUCCAUGGGUAUCGAAAAGUCCAAAGUUUCCGCCGAUUACAUUGCCGCCAAGACCAAGGCCGCCACCGCAGCGGGGUCCGCCAGCGCGGCUUCGGAAAACUCCGACAUGUUCGGCGGGCUCGAUCUGUCCCAGAUUAACUCGGAAAAGACGAUUUCCAAGAGCGAAUGGAACGAGGAUUUGCCGAGUAUGUUUUAUGACCCGGAAAGUGAACUAUCGAAAGAGGAACAAGAGCAAGUUGAUCCAGUCAUGAGCAAGAAUUUGGUCGAGCAGGCCAUGGCGGAAUUUUCCAACGCCAAAUGGCCAGACUUUGCCUCCGCCUUACGGGAAGUAGGACUCAUGUUGGUGGUCAUUGCAGUUACGGGUGCUCUCAUUAUUUCUUGGGAUAAAGUGUUGCGGGGUGCCUACAUGUCGCUGGGAUUUAUCCCGACUGCGGACGACUUGGCAAACUAUGCCAGUCGAUUCGAUGGGUUGGAUCUACCAAAAGGAUGGAUGGAUAAUAUGAAUGAGCAGGAUGUCGCAAGAAUUGCCGAGAAAGUGAAUACAGUGACCGGAUCGAAAUCAUUACCGGGCUUGUAG
Phaeodactylum tricornutum CCAP 1055/1 is the source of this 1076-nucleotide messenger RNA. RefSeq lists its product with no specific name. The record is from RefSeq and is a predicted model, not a curated record. Lineage: Eukaryota; Bacillariophyta; Bacillariophyceae; Surirellales; Neidiaceae. The transcript has 2 exons. The coding region runs from base 123 to 1076 and encodes 317 amino acids.